Messenger RNA from Symbiodinium sp. CCMP2456, 3273 nucleotides. The record is from the annotation of a GenBank genome assembly. Lineage: Eukaryota; Dinophyceae; Suessiales; Symbiodiniaceae.
AUGCACGCAGCCCUAGCAGAGCUCAAGUGCAAAGACUCCCUUCCGGAAGACAAGGCAGUGUCCCCGACCAUGCCUCCUUCAAAGAAGGCGAUCCCCGCGAAGAAGGACAUCGAUGCCCCAGGCCUCGGAGAUCUUCCGCCAUCGUCGUUUGACCCCAACAUCGAACACUUCAAGAUGAUCGAAGCAUCUAUCAACGAGAUCAAGGCCCAUCCCUUGUUCGGACCGCACAUCGACCAGAUGGACCCCUUGCCCCUGGUUCCUGCGGAUAAGGAUGAUCUGGCAGGGUUCCUGGCGCCGCUGGAUCGCGAACAGAUGAAGCUGUCGCGCGAGAGUGGUUCGGAAUACUUCUGUGGCGUGAACCUUCUAUGGGGCAAUCCUCUAGAAUCCAUCACGCCGGGCGUUCCUAUCAUGGCUAAAGCCGUUGCAGACCUUGUCCAGCGUCUGUUGAAAAGGGGGCCCAAGAUUUUGGAGGAUCGUCUGGAAUUUGUCUUUCCUGGCCCGGCAGACAUGAGAUGGCGCAGAUGCUCUCCGGAAGAGCAGCAGCAUGCCGUCAUCAUGGCCGUCCACGAAGCCAUCCUCACGGGUGCACCGGACUCUCAGCUGCUGGAAUGGAAGAGGGUGCUACUAUCCUGCCCCGCCAACUUUGUGCACCUCGCCACGGAGCAGGAGGUCUACUUCUACACGACCAACAAGCGCUUCAAAGCCGAGGCCGACCACCGUGCCAUCACCCACAAGACGACCCAAAUGAUCUUCGAUGUGUGGAAUUUCAAGGUCAGGAAGGAGGUCUACACGGGCGCGCUGAGCGCGGACGACGUCGCCACGUUGUAUGGCAAGAACUUGAUUCAAGUGAAUCGUCGCAGCGGCGGUGGAAACAGUCAGGAUGACAAGGACCGCACCAAGCCUGGAACGAUCAAGGCCUGCAUCCAUGUGUAUGAAAAGAUGCUCACACACGAGGCCUUGCGCCAGAUCGUUUUGGCCGCCGAACAGGACUUCCUGGACAGCUCUCCUUUUGCGGGCGUCUACAAGCUCCAGGAGAUGUGCAGGCUGUGCAAGGACAACGUGUCCAAGUUGGAGUGGUUGCUGGGCGCGGCCUACCACCGAUUCAGGGCAGGGACAUUGCACGAUUUCAGCCUGCGAAAUCUUGCGACUGCAGGCACCAAGCAACAUGCCCUCGUGCUCCUGAAGCAGCGCGAGAUGAAGAUAUGGCUACUGGGCCCUUUCCUGGAUGCCAGGAACAUUCUGUCCGAAUGCAAGUCCAAGCUGCGUGAAGUCUUUGCCAGCAGAGAUUCGUUCAUGAAGCUGUUGCGACCGGUGGAGGAGGAGGAGCAAGAGAACAUCGAUGUGAGUUGGCAAGCAACUUGGCCCAAGUCGGCUCUGCUGACACUGGAACUUCUGGAGAUAUCCUCUUUCAGCGUAGACACGAAUGAGGAGAGCACCGUCCGCCUUGGCAUUAAACAUGGCAAAAGCGGGCAGGAGCUGCUUGAAGAGUAUUCUCCCUUCAAGGAGAAGAUUCAGGAGAUCGACGCUUGCCUGAAGGAGGAGCUCAAGGCCAUCAACGAUGCAUCGAAGUCUCAGGGAGGCGAUUCCGAGCCGGACCAGCCACCGAACAUUCCGAACCCGUCCGGAGCAGGCCCGUCCAGAACUUCCGACAUGGACGAGGCCAUGGCGGAAGGCAUGGAUCUGGAGAGCAAGCGCCUGGCUCACGCCAAGCGGAUCAUGUCCUCCUACCUCGUGCUUGAGUCUGAGGAGGACAAGAAAACAUCUGGAGCCCUGGCGUCCGCGCUCAAGAAGCACAAGCUGGUGCAAGUGGACACCGCGAGCAUGAGUGGGAAUCUGAUCAUUGCGCUGGACGUGAAUGCGUGGGGGGAGGCAAUCACCGCCCCCCACAUCCGCCGACCCCCGAUUCAGCAGGCCAUCCUGAAAAAGAUCUUCGAGGCUAUUGGGCUUGCACGUCGCGGAGUGUCGGCCUGGACGACAAUGGCCCCUGGCGAGAUUGUGAUUUGCCUGAACGGAGGGCGCACGAACAACAGCUUCCUGUCCAAGCUCAUCGGUGUUGGUCCGGGCGUGGGUCGUUCCAAGUCUCGUGGAAGCAACAUCAUGUGGCGUGAGAUCACAGCUACCUUUACCCCGGAGUCCGUGCAGACCCGGCGGGUUCGCACCUCCAGGAAAGCUUUGGCGUCCCUGAAGUGCUCGCAGAAGAUGUUUUGGUGGUUCGAUGCGGGCACGGAUAUCCCGGUGAAAGCCCACAAGCACUGUCAAGGAACCAAUGCCUUCGAUCUCAUGGGUCCGUUCACCCUGGAGCCUUGGAAGAGCCUUCCCUCGAUUCCCUACGGGGACAAGAAGCACCUGUGGGGCAGGAGACGAGCUGCAGUAGGCGGGAAGACGGCAACAGGCGAGACGGAUGAUGAAGGCGCGGCCGAAGACAAGGACGAGAUUGCGGCAGAGACCGGUGCUGUGGAUGAGGAAGAGAUUGAACUCCCAGACGUUGGGAGUGGCCGCGGAAGCCACAAGACGCUGGCUCCCACAGUUUUGCAGCCAGUGGUCUACCAUGAGAUGCCCGUGACGCUGUGGGAGUCCGCGAUGCACGCCACCAGUGCCGCCCAUAUCAUCGACGUGACACCCGGAUCAGGACGCCUGGCCGCUUGGGCAGUGUGCAACCGUCUUGGGUAUGUGGGCAUAGCAUGCACACAGGAGCACAUGGAGUACAUCGAGAAGACUGUCAUGAAAGAGGUGCUUGCCGCCUUGUCCAAUCCGGGGUCCGGACUCUAUGCACCUACGCUGGCUGACAAAAACAUCGAGCAGAAGGCCAAGGAGGAGACCAAGCGCAAAGCGGAGGAGGAGAAAAAGAACAAAGCGGAGGCCGCGGCGGCAGCCAAGAAGCGCAAGGAGAAUGAGAAUCAGGGCGGACAGACGGAGACCAAGAAGCCCAAGAAGGACGAGGGCUCUGGUGUGGGAGCCGGCACCGGCACCGGCGCCGCAGGCAGCCAGGGGGGAACAGGUGGACUUAGCCUUGCUUUGCAAGCAAUGCUAGACAAGGCGAAGAACAAGGACAAGGUUCCCGGCGAGGACUUGGCUCCGGACGCGAAAUUCGAGCAUCGGCGCAACAAAGGCGCUGGGCUUUAUUCUUCAGUUAACAAGUUCCUUGACUUCCUGGCCGGCCGAAUGGAUCCCGCUGAGAUCUGGCCGAAGGGCAGCCAGCCACAGAGGCCCAUCUCCAAUGGCAGCAAGGGAAAGGGCAAGUCCAAGGAAGCUGGGUGCACGCAAUCUUCCUAA